GUCAAACAAGUUGGGUCAACCCGACGCACUUAACCAGCUAUCCCGACUUGCGCACAAGAACUGAAUUCAUACCCUAGAUACAGGCGGUUAUCAUAACCCGACUAACAACGAUGAAUACGGCACCGGAGCUUACUUCCGGCCGCCGUGCCACCGCCGUCAGUUCAGAGCAACAUACUCAACCUAAAAGGAUAUUCCGUUCGAUCUUCGAACUUCCGUCGGAUUUCUUCGAUUCAUGCCGCCUCCUUGAAUCUUCUUCAACCGCUUUGAUUCCUGAACUCGCAACAACUGCCACUAUUAAUAAGGAAAAUAACCUAGAAGAAGAAGACGAAUCGACGAAGGAUAAAAGUGUCAGUUCUAGUGAGAAAUGGACGUGUAAUACUUGUAAAUCCAGUUUCGAGUCGCUUCUAGAUCAACGCUCUCAUUUCAAGUCCGAUUUUCAUCGAAUCAAUGUAAAACUCACGGUUGCUGGAAAGGAUACUGUGAAAGAGGAUGAUUUCGAUGAAUGGACAUCAGAUUCGUUGGUUAAAGAUUUCGAUAUAUCAAGUAUAUCAGGCUCUGAAGAUGAAGAUGACAGAGAAACUAGCCUCCGCAAUGAUACGAAUAAGGAAUUGUUGGGAAGUAAUAAAAGGAAGAUUUUUGUACAAUUAUCAAAUGGAGAAAUAGUUUCGUUAUGGAAAAGCUUAUUUCUAGAUGAUACUGUGAAAAUUAUUUUUGAACAUAGUAAAUCCAGUACCAUGUUGGAUGAUGUCUUGCCAUGUGUUACAGAGAGAGAAAUGACUGUGAGACUGCGUUAUGUGGCUCAUGAACCUAGGGAUAAUACCCAUUUUAGAGUGAUGUUGCUUGCUAGUGGUGGACAUUUUGCUGGUUGUGUCUUUGACGGAAACUCUGUUGUGGCCCAUAAAACAUUCCACAGAUAUGUCAUAAGGGCCAAGGCUGGUAAAAAGCAGUCAUCAAAAGAUGCCAGUGGUAAAAUUGCACAUUCUGCAGGAGCUUCAAUACGCCGACACAACGAGCUUGCUCUAAAGAAGGAUAUUCGAGAAUUACUCGCAGCCUGGAAGCCUUAUUUUGAAGCUUCCUCUUGCAUCUUCAUUCAUGCUCCAUCAGACAACCGCCAACUGCUAUUUGAAGGUGAAACUCCGUACUUUAGUUGUCAGAAAAGCGCCAUUAGACGCAUCCCUUUGACUGUUCGUAGACCAACAUUCAAGGAAGCUAAGCGACUGUAUAACAUAUUGACACAAGUGUCCCCCGAACCAAAUGAAGAAACAGUUCCUAUUAGUAAGGAAGAUUCCAGAACUACAAAUACACACACGGACUUACCAAAUUCUAGCAAAACAAAUGUGCGCAAUCAUACGGAAGUUGGUGAAGCUAGUAUAGUUAAUAGUAUGGAAGAUUUGGUUAUAUCGAGUGGUAACGGGAGUAAAGCAAUUCUUGUAUCGACACCUUUACAUGAAGCAGCGAAGGAUGGGAAUGUAGAGAAAGUUUUGGAACUGCUUGAACAAGGUUCGGAUCCGUGCGUUGUAGAUGAAAGGGGGAAGACGCCGUAUAUGCUUGCUACUGAAAAAGAAGUUAGAAACACGUUUAGAAGGUUUAUGGCUUUGAACCUUGAUAAGUGGGAUUGGCACGCAGCUAAAGUUCCCAGUCCGUUAACAAAAGAAAUGGAGGAAUCUCAGAAUGCUAAGCAGGCAGAGAAGGAUGCAAAAAGGAAAGCAAGAGCAAAAGAGCUGAAGAAGGCAAGGAAAGCUAGAGAAAAGAAGGCUGAGGCAGAGGCGGCUCAGUCACAGAAUACUUCAUCAACUCAAUCACAAUCCAUCACACCACGGAUGACUAAAGAGGAGGAACUAAAACGAGCACAAGAUGAAGAGAGGGAGAAAAGAGCUGCUGCUGCGGAGAGGAGAAUAGCAGCUCUUCAAUCACAGAAAAACACUGCCACGUCAUCAUCAGACAGCUUAUGUUCAUAUUGCCAAGUGUCGUUGGCAGGUAAAGUUCCGUUUCAUAGGUACAAUUAUAAAUACUGCUCCACAUCAUGCAUGCAUGUUCACAGAGAGAUCCUCGAGGAUGAAUAACAAUAUAGCUCUCCAAUUUUUUCACCAUCACUGUUUCUCAUUCCCAUGAUUUAACCGUCAAAAUAUUUUUCUUUUGCUUAUGUUAUAUAUGGGACAUGCUUCUUUUCUGUUCCAAAUGUCUCGUUAGCAGUUUUUUGUAUUCGGUAACCUUUAAUUGUUUAGGUUAUGAGAGAGUUAGAAAAUACCAAUCAUUUUGAUUCCA
Messenger RNA from Helianthus annuus (common sunflower), 2265 nucleotides. Its product is annotated as ankyrin repeat and zinc finger domain-containing protein 1. The record is from RefSeq and is a predicted model, not a curated record. NCBI's taxonomy places the organism in Eukaryota, Viridiplantae, Streptophyta, Magnoliopsida, Asterales, Asteraceae. Gene Ontology annotation, molecular function: protein binding. The transcript is spliced from 7 exons. The coding region runs from base 111 to 2063 and encodes 650 amino acids.